Molecule: messenger RNA, 471 nt
Organism: Blumeria graminis f. sp. triticale
Lineage: Eukaryota; Fungi; Ascomycota; Leotiomycetes; Helotiales; Erysiphaceae
Source: the annotation of a GenBank genome assembly
AUGCAUUUUAUCUUUUUUAUUGCGUUUGCCUUUAUCGGGGUUGCUGUAGGUGCCGAGACAACCACCACGAAAGCUGUCACAGUAACUAGCUGUCCUCCGACUGUCAGUGCAUGUCCAGGAAAGGGACCUCUAAACUCAACUGAACCUGUAUUCCGGCCUGUUGGUCCGACUGGGUUAAGUCCUUCUCCCACAGCAAAAUUGCCAGAUCCCAAGGGCAACCCCAACGCAAAGCCGACCGAUGGAGUUAUUUUGAGCACAAUGAUUAUCUCCACUUGUAUUCCGACCGUAAUAACCUCAGUGGUGACUAUAACCCCUCCAAAAGUAACAGAGAAGCCUAUUAUAUCGGCCAAGCCAUCUUCACCAGGGUUCAUUACCAAACCUCCCCAACCCCAAUUUACCGGUGCUGCAAACGCACUAAAGGGACCAACAGUCUUAGCUGGAUUAGCUGGUCUCCUUGUCUUUGCGUUGUGA